Nerophis lumbriciformis (worm pipefish) is the source of this 3282-nucleotide messenger RNA. The record is from RefSeq and is a predicted model, not a curated record. NCBI's taxonomy places the organism in Eukaryota, Metazoa, Chordata, Actinopteri, Syngnathiformes, Syngnathidae.
AUGGCGGAACAGCAGCAAUUCUACCUCUUGCUGGGUAACCUGAUGAGCCCUGACAACAAUGUCAGGAAACAAUCCGAGGAGACCUACGACUCAAUCCCUGGUCAAACGAAGAUCAUGUUCCUGCUUCAGGCUGUCAGAGAUCCAUCUGCUGCAGAGGAGGCCCGACAAAUGGCAGCAGUGCUUUUGCGACGGCUGCUGUCAUCUUCUUUUGAAGAGAUCUAUCCAGGGCUCUCAGGACGGCUGCAAACAGACAUCAAAACAGAACUUUUGGCCAGCAUCCAACAGGAGACUUCACCAAACAUCCGCAAGAAGGUCUGCGAUAUUGCAGCGGAGCUGUCCCGCAACCUCAUAGAUGAUGAUGGAAACAACCAGUGGCCAGAGGUACUCAAGUUCCUGUUCGAAUCUGUCAAUUCAGACAACGUCGGCCUGCGGGAAGCUGCCUUGCAUAUAUUCUGGAACUUCCCGGGAAUCUUUGGGAAUCAGCAGCAGCAUUACAUGGAUGUUAUCAAGCGUAUGCUUGUUCAAUGCAUGCAGGAUCAAGCAAAUCCUCAGAUCCGAACCCUGGCCGCCCGGGCUGCUGCCUCUUUUGUCCUGUCUAACGAAAGCAACUCGGCGCUACUUAAGCAUUUCUCUGACCUCUUGCCAGGCAUUCUGCAGGCAGUGAAUGACUCCUGCUACCAAGGAGACGAUUCAGUCCUCAAAUCUUUGGUGGAAAUUGCAGACACGGCUCCCAAAUUUUUGAGACCAAACUUGGAGGCCACUCUGCAACUCUGCCUGAAGCUCUGCGGAGAUCCCAGCUUGCCCAACAUGCAGAGACAGUUGGCACUGGAAGUCAUCGUCACCUUAUCGGAGACUGCGGCGGCCAUGUUAAGGAAACACAUCAAUAUUGUGGCUCAAAGUGUGCCUCAGAUGCUUGCAAUGAUGGUGGAUUUGGAAGAGGAAGAGGACUGGGCAAUGGCUGAUGAGCUAGAAGAUGACGAUUUUGACAGUAAUGCAGUAGCGGGAGAAAGUGCUUUGGACAGAAUCGCCUGUGGUCUGGGAGGAAAGAUUAUUUUGCCACUGAUCAAGGAGCACAUCAGGGUGAUGUUACAAAACCCUGACUGGAAGUACCGCCACGCUGGGCUAAUGGCGCUGUCGGCCAUUGGUGAAGGCUGCCACCAGCAGAUGGAGGCAAUCCUGAAUGACACCGUCCUCUCUGUACUGCACUUUUGCGCAGACCAACAUCCAAGGGUGCGGUACGCCGCCUGCAACGCUAUUGGACAAAUGGCCACAGAUUUUGCGCCAACUUUCCAAAAGAAAUUUCAUGAAAAGGUGAUCAAUGCACUGCUCCAGACCAUGAAUGACCAGAGUAAUCCCAGAGUACAGGCGCAUGCUGCUGCAGCUCUCAUUAAUUUCACAGAAGACUGCCCCAAAUCGCUUCUCAUUCCUCAUUUGGAUAAUUUGGUGAAGCAUCUCCAUCUGAUCAUGGCAGCCAAGUUGCAGGAGUUAUUCCAGAAGGGCACCAAACUGGUCCUGGAACAGGUGGUCACCUCCAUUGCAUCCGUGGCAGACACCGCAGAGGAGAAGUUCGUGCCGUAUUACGACUCAUUCAUGCCCUCGCUUAAACACAUCGUAGAAAUCGCCGUGCAGAAGGAGCUGCGGCUACUUCGGGGCAAGACUAUUGAGUGCAUCAGCCUCAUCGGUCUGGCUGUGGGCAAGGAGAAGUUCAUGCCGGAUGCCUACGCUGUCAUGCAGCUGCUUCUCAAAACUCAGACCAACUUUCAUGACCUUGAAGAUGAUGAUCCACAGAUAUCAUACAUGAUCUCUGCCUGGGCAAGAAUGUGCAAGAUCCUCGGGAAGGACUUUCAGCAAUACCUUCCAGUGGUAAUGGGCCCCUUAUUGAAGACUGCAUCUAUCAAACCUGAGGUGGCACUCCUUGAUACUCAGGAUAUGGAGAACAUAUCAGAGGAUGACGGAUGGGAGUUUGUCAACCUUGGAGACCAGCAGAGUUUUGGCAUCAAGACUGCUGGCUUAGAGGAGAAAUCUACUGCUUGCCAGAUGCUGGUGUGUUAUGCCAAAGAGCUGAAGGAAGGUUUUGUGGAAUACACUGAGCAAGUGGUGAAGCUGAUGGUCCCUUUACUCAAGUUUUACUUCCACGAUGGUGUGCGCGUGGCGGCCGCGGAGUCUAUGCCCCUUCUGUUGGAGUGCGCCCGCGUUCGGGGGCCCGAGUACCUCACCGAAAUGUGGCUCUUCAUGUGCGAUGCCAUCAUUAAGGCGAUCGGUACGGAGCCGGACUCUGAUGUCUUGUCGGAAAUCAUGCAUUCUUUUGCCAAGUGCAUUGAGCUGAUGGGAGAUGGCUGUCUGAACAAUGAGCAUUUUGAGGAGCUGGGUAGCAUUUUGAAAAGCAAACUGGAGGAGCAUUUUAAGAACCAGGAGUUGAGGCAAGCUAAAAGACAGGAUGAAGACUACGACGAGCAAGUGGAAGAAACGUUGCAAGAUGAGGACGAGAACGACGUUUACAUCCUGACCAAAGUGUCAGAUGUCCUGCACUCCGUUUUUAGUAGUUACAAAGAGAAAGUGCUUCCUUGGUUUGAACAGUUGCUGCAGCUUAUUGUCCAGCUCAUUUAUCCCAACAGGCCGUGGGCUGACAGACAGUGGGGGCUGUGCAUUUUUGAUGAUGUGGUGGAGCACUGCAGCCCGUCUUCCUUCAAGUAUGCGGAGUUCUUCCUGCGGCCAAUGUUGCAGUCUCUGUGCGACUCCAGCCCUGAAGUUCGGCAGGCGGCCGCUUACGGUGUUGGUGUCAUGGCGCAAUAUGGAGGAGAGAGCUACCGACCGUUCUGCACAGAGGCCAUUCCCUUGCUGGUCCAAGUCAUCAAGGCGGCCGAUUCCCGCUCCAAGGAGAAUGUCAACGCCACAGAAAACUGCAUCUCUGCUGUCGGCAAGGUCAUGAGGUUCCGGCCAGAGUGCGCAAAUGUCAAUGAAAUCCUCCCUCUCUGGAUCAGAUGCUUACCCCUCAAUGAAGAUAAAGAGGAGGCCGUCCACACUUUUGAUUUCUUAUGCGACUUGAUUGAAAGUAAUAACCCUAUUGUCCUCGGACCCAACAAUUCCAACCUGCCCAGCCUGUUCCAAAUCAUCGCCGACGGGGUUGCAAACGAGUCGGUGAAGACUGAAGACGCUUGCAGUAAACGUCUUGCAAACGUCAUCCUUCAAGUGCAGGGGUCGGGAGGAUUGUGGUCCAAGUGUACAGAGACGCUAAAUGAGACUCAACAGAAAGCCAUACAAGAUUUACUGACUGCCGCCUGA